AUGUCCCCGAUCCCCAAGUUUGGACCGGGGCUCGAGGCGGAGUACACUAACAUAGUCCGGGUUGUGCAAACACAGAUUGAAACUCUGACAUACAAGGCAUGGCGGCGCCGUGAGGUAAUUGAGAAACUAGAAUGUCUUUGCCGCGAACUGGUAUUCCAAGCAGCCUGUGACGAGCGCAAGCCUCGUAGUCAUCUUCUUGGGUAUGCCCAAUUCCAACGUUUCUCCAUGACACUCAGACUUUGUUUACCGGAAGCACUUCUUGUCCUCACGAGUGACUGGACUAGUUAUCAGAUAAGCAAUCGGGCCUUUGACUGGAUGAGAGAGGAUGAUAUUGAAUAUACCGCAGUUUGUAUUCUCAAGGAAGCUCUUCUAGCCGCACAAUCAACUGACUGGUAUCUUUGA
Molecule: messenger RNA, 402 nt
Organism: Penicillium robsamsonii
Lineage: Eukaryota; Fungi; Ascomycota; Eurotiomycetes; Eurotiales; Aspergillaceae
Exons: 1
Coding region: 1-402 (133 amino acids)
Source: RefSeq, a predicted model, not a curated record